This is a messenger RNA of Engraulis encrasicolus (European anchovy), 1418 nucleotides long. RefSeq names its product 5-hydroxytryptamine receptor 3A-like. Gene Ontology annotation, biological process: chemical synaptic transmission; monoatomic ion transmembrane transport; signal transduction. The record is from RefSeq and is a predicted model, not a curated record. NCBI's taxonomy places the organism in Eukaryota, Metazoa, Chordata, Actinopteri, Clupeiformes, Engraulidae. The annotation marks the transcript as partial. The transcript has 8 exons. Gene Ontology annotation, molecular function: transmembrane signaling receptor activity; acetylcholine-gated monoatomic cation-selective channel activity. Gene Ontology annotation, cellular component: neuron projection; synapse; plasma membrane.
CAUCUGCAGGAAGAUGACACCCAAACCUUCACACCGUACAUAUGGAUUGAGGCUACAUGGGCCAAUAAGCUGCUCUCCUGGCAGCCAGACCAGUUCUGUGGGAUCGAGGAGGUGUCUGUUCCUCGGGAGUUGCUAUGGAAACCGGAUCUGUUUCUUUACGAGACGACGGAGCGUUCCCAGGACAUCACAGGAAGUCCCUACAUCAUGCUGAAGCACGACGGCACGGUUGUCCUUGACGGCACUCGGAAGGUCGUCUCCACCUGUGCUAUGGACGCAUAUAAGUUCCCCUUCGACAGCCAGAACUGCACCUUCACAUUCAUCUCGGCCAUUCACUCAGACAAGGAGCUGUGCCUGGUUCCCUCGUCCAACUCGUCUAUGGUGACCUUGAAGAGCCGCAACAUGUCCAGCACAGACGAAUGGGAGUUCAUCAAUGCUACUGUGGAAGCCAAGACCCUCAGCUACCAGGAAGGGAUGUGGAGUGCAAUUGUGUAUACGAUCAGCAUCCGCAGGGUGUCCCUGCUGCAUGUGCUGACCUUCAUCUUGCCCAUCCUCUUCCUCCUAAUUCUGGACGUCGCCUCCUUCUUCAUGUCGGACACACGCGGGGAGAAGAUGGGAUUCAAGGUCACGGUGCUGCUGGCCAUGUCAGUCCUGCUGCUCAUCCUCAACGACACACUACCCAGCAAACCCAGGAGGACACCCCUCAUAGCUGUGUAUGUCAUCAUAUCGUUUGGCUUCAUGCUGCUGAGUCUGCUGGAGAGUAUCCUGGUGGGCUACCUGAUAGACAGCGGAGAGACCCAAGGCUGUGAUACCUCCCGGUGGUGCAAUAUGGAGAAGGGUGUCGACCCACAGCAGGGUGACACAGGAGAUGGAAACAGGAAGUCUGUGGACGAGGUCAUUUGUGUGGCCAAUGGAGAAUGUCAGCAGGAGGCCACACCCAUGACAGAGAACACCGAGAAGUAUGAGAGGGGCGACCCUGUACCCCUCCAGAGGGAUGAGGGGGGCGACUAUGUACCUCUCCAGCGGGAUGAGGGGGGCGACCCUGUACCUCUCCUCCUGCGCCUCAUCCUCCAGGAGCUCCAGAGGGAUGCACAGCAGAACCAACCCCCCAUCCAGAACCGGAACUCUGUGGUGCGCUACAUCAACACCACUUUCUUCAUACUCUACCUGCUCUCCAUCUCCAUCUUCCUCCCCACCCUCUUCCUCACCUGGAUGGCUUAAACAGGCAGGGGAGAUUAAAGGUGCAGUGUGUAAGUUGUAGUUUACUUCCAGAGUUCAUGCUGCCCAUUCACAAAUGUUACAUCUUCUGUGAAUGCUUAGGUAUCUGUUGCGCUUAGUGCUUGGAAAUUGAAUGUUGGUCGCAAAAUCAGCUGGUUGCGAUGUCCAAUUAAAUAUUAUUACAAUUAAAUAGGCCUAUAGAA